Tripterygium wilfordii is the source of this 1167-nucleotide messenger RNA. Its product is annotated as adenylate isopentenyltransferase 3, chloroplastic-like. The record is from RefSeq and is a predicted model, not a curated record. NCBI's taxonomy places the organism in Eukaryota, Viridiplantae, Streptophyta, Magnoliopsida, Celastrales, Celastraceae. Gene Ontology annotation, cellular component: mitochondrion. Bases 110 to 1072 code for a protein of 320 amino acids. Gene Ontology annotation, molecular function: tRNA dimethylallyltransferase activity. The transcript has a single exon. Gene Ontology annotation, biological process: tRNA modification; cytokinin biosynthetic process.
AACUUUAAUCCCAAAGAGCAUGUUCAAUCCAUCUCUAUAAAUAACACAUCACGCUACCCUUUUGAAACUAAGAACAAGGGUUGCACGAAAUUUCUAUCAAAUACAGGCAAUGAGACUUUCCAUGAUCAUGUGCAAGCAACCUAGUCCUAUGCUUGACAUACCAAAUGGAAGGCACAAGCUGGAAAUUCUGAGUCCUCCUCUCCACAAAGAGAAGGUUGUGAUCGUAAUGGGAGCUACCGGGACGGGGAAGUCGAGACUCUCCAUCGACCUAGCUACCCGAUUUCCUGCAGAAAUAGUGAACUCUGAUAAAAUGCAAGUAUACCAAGGGCUUGACGUUGUUACUAACAAAAUCACCGAAGAAGAGAGGUGUGAUAUCCCUCACCAUUUGUUAGGUAUAGCGAAUCCCAAUUCUGAUUUCACUGCGAAAAAUUUUCGCGACACUGCUUCUAUCGCAGUUGAAUCUAUUUUGGAUCGAGAUCGAAGUCCGAUCAUCGUUGGAGGCUCCAAUUCAUACAUUGAAGCGCUAGUUGAUGGUAGAGAUUUCAAUUUUCAAUCAAGGUACAAAUGUUGUUUUCUUUGGAUAGACAUUUCAAUGCAUGUUCUAAAACAAAUUGUAUCGGAGAGAGUUGAUCAAAUGAUCGAAAAUGGGAUGGUGGAUGAGGCUAGAGAAUUUUUCAAUCCAUCUGGAGAUUAUUCAAAGGGAAUCAGAAGAUCGAUUGGGGUACCCGAGUUCGAUAAAUACUUUAGGAAUGAAGCAUGGUUGGAUAGAAAAGGUCGUGCUAGGCUACUCGACGAGGCAACACAAGAGAUCAAAGAUAAUACUUGUAAAUUAGCUUAUCGUCAGGUGGAAAAAAUACGUAGACUUGAAAACAUCAAGGGAUGGAACAUACACCGCCUUGAUGCCACUCGAGUGUUUCAAAAGGGCGGAAGGGAGGCCGACAAGGCGUGGAAGAGGCUGGUGGCCGGGCCGAGUGCCACCAUCGUUCGAGAAUUUCUUUACAACUUGACUGAUGAGAUUCCGGGCAAUCUAUCAACCAUUAGAGACCACAAUGUACAAUGCCUUAUGGCAUAAUUAUUGAUUUUUCUCAAUAAUCUUUUGUUGUUUUGAAGCGUCAUGACAAACUUCUUACUAUUACAUAGAUGUAUACAAUACAAACUAUUUUACAA